Molecule: messenger RNA, 1008 nt
Organism: Erigeron canadensis
Lineage: Eukaryota; Viridiplantae; Streptophyta; Magnoliopsida; Asterales; Asteraceae
Exons: 1
Coding region: 1-1008 (335 amino acids)
Source: RefSeq, a predicted model, not a curated record
AUGAUUUUUCUUUGUUCACAAAGACUAGUGAAUCUGUUUUUCUUGCCUUACUUGUCUAUGUUGAUUAUCACUGGAAAUAAUGCUCAUGAAAUUGAAAAAUUUAAGAGUGUUUUAACUGAGAAAUUCUUGAUAAAAGAUUUGGGUGAGUUGAAGUAUUUUUUAGGAAUAGAGAUACUUAAAGAUAAAAAUGGUGUAUGCUUGUCACAAAGGAAAUAUUGUUUAGAUCUUCUUAAAGAUUUUGGUUUGCUGGGAUGUAAACCAAUGAAGUCUCCUUUAGAAGCUAAUGUUGUUCUUGCUUCUAAGGAAUCUCAGAAUGACAAGUUGUUAACCAAUGUAACAGAAUAUCAAAAAUUAAUAGGAAAGUUGAUUUACUUAACUAUUACUAGACCUGACAUUGCAUAUUCUGUACAAUGUUUAAGCCAAUACAUGCAUGCUCCAUUACAAUCUCAUCUCAAAGUUGCAUUUAGAGUUCUAAGGUACUUAAAAGGAAGUCCUGGUAAAGGAAUUGUUAUUGAUAAGUCAAAAGAAUUUGGCUUAUGUGCUUAUUCUGAUGCUGAUUGGGGUAAGUGUUUGUCUUCAAGAAGGUCUGUUUCUGGAUAUCUUGUUUAUUUGAAUGGUAGUCUUGUUUCUUGGAAAAGUAAGAAACAAGCUACUGUUUCAAGGUCUUCUGCUGAAUCUGAAUAUAGGUGUCUUGCUACAACUUGUGAAAUUGUUUGUAUUCUGAAAAUUUUGAAGGAUUUAAAUGUUCAGUAUACUCUUCCUAUAAACAUUUUUUGUGAUUGUAAACCAGCUAUUCAAAUUGGUAACAAUCCAGUUUUCCAUGAAAGGACCAAACACUUUGAAAUAAAUUUACAUCUUGUAAGAGAAAAGGUUUCUAAUGGUGUUAUUAAUCUUGUUAAAAUUGUGUCUGAUGAGCAGCCAACAGAUUUGCUUACCAAAGGUCUUAAUAUUGUUGCUCAUCAUUAUUUGUGUUCCAAACUGAGAUUGAAAGAUUUAUUUCAAUCUUAG